Centropristis striata (black sea bass) is the source of this 11190-nucleotide messenger RNA. It is a transcript of the gene prox1a, whose product is annotated as prospero homeobox 1a. Gene Ontology annotation, molecular function: DNA-binding transcription factor activity, RNA polymerase II-specific; RNA polymerase II cis-regulatory region sequence-specific DNA binding. Lineage: Eukaryota; Metazoa; Chordata; Actinopteri; Perciformes; Serranidae. Gene Ontology annotation, cellular component: nucleus. Gene Ontology annotation, biological process: regulation of transcription by RNA polymerase II. The record is from RefSeq and is a predicted model, not a curated record.
AAAGAAUUUUAAAUGUGUCAAAAGUGACCAAAGGUGUCAAAUCUACCAUAUAAGAGGGUUCCAUCCAGUUCUAUCAUUUGAUACUAAAUCUAUUUGAGCUUGUCUCCAGUUUUACUUGGUAUAUCAUCAUCAAACUGAAACUGGCCUCAUGGAGUUUACAGCCAGAACUUUAGAGGUAAAUUUACAGUAGGGCUCCACGCUGCUUUGUUUUCUAGUCUGGAUGUCAUGAAGAAGUCUGGAUUUGGAGCUUUUGGAGACUCUAGAGGGUUAAUAUAAGAUAAGAUAUGACUUUAUUUAUCCCACAGUGGAGAAAUUUAGCUGUUACAGCAGCUCAAAUCUUGCCCCAUUCUGCAUUCAUAUGUAUAUAUCUAUUUAUAGAUAUAAGUCUGUCUAAAUUAAGUGUCUAAAAUGGAUUUUUAAAGGACACAUCUCCUCUUAAGAACUUUAUUUUUACAGCACCAGAACAACUUUAACUAACUUCACACAAUUGGAUUUUCUAACACAAGAUAAAUACAAGAUUCAGAGAUUUUGGCGAGUCGCCAACGAGAGGUAACCACAACUGUUAAAUAUUCUUAAAAAGCAUAAUAAGGAGUUCAUGACAACAUACUGUACAUGCUUGAAUAAAUAAAGCAGAUGAAUACAGUAGAACCCUUUGCCUGUCCCAUUAUCCACAGCACACACACACACCAGUGCCCUUACCUAAUUUAUUCACACAAUAUGUAGCAAUUUGUGUCUUUUUACACAUCAUUCAUGCAUUAUGAGAGUAGCAGGAGAAAGGAAAGCUGAGAAAAGCAAGCAGGGAGAAGAUGACGCGUGUGAAAAUGUGUUUUAUUUAGCACUGUUCGGGUUUUCUUUGUCAGCUAAUGUCCGUGUUUUUGGCCACAGUGGCGAGCAGAGGAGCCCAGAUAGCCGGUAAUAUCUGCAAUAAGACCUUUUUACCACCUCUUACCUCUUCACCUAUACGAUAUGGUACUUCUGUAGUCAAAGUGUGUGUGCGUGCGCGUGCGAGGCGCGCGCUGGUUUGCGUCACGGCUCUCAGAAAGGACCCUGGGACCCUCCUCGACAGUGAGAGCUUUUAGCUCUUCUUCGCUAAUGUCCUGAAUAAUGGCAUCUUGAUGGAGAGAGAGUCAACGGAAAAAGAGAAAGAGGGGAGAAAAAGAGACGGAGGGAAAAAGAGUGAGAGGAGAAAGAGACAGAAAGAGAAACCUCUGCAUCCAUCUGUCUUUACCUCCGGACCUCCAUCAGUGGCAGGCCUAUCAUUAUUCCCUCUCUCUGCCUUUCUGUUUUCAUUAUUCCCGUUUUGUCUCCUUUUUCAGCAUGAUGAUGAUCCAUGGGGAUAAAACACACGUCUCAGUGUGUGUGUGUGUGUGUGUGUGUGUGUGUGUGUGUGUGUGUUCUUAUGUGGCAUUGUGAGCUUUUAGUGAAGCGAACUUUUCAUCAUAUCGAGCCAUUAUUAGGAAGAAAAAGCUGUUUUUAGUAGCAUGAAAUGAUCCCUCAAGAUGUGGCAUCACUAAUGGACUCCAAACUUUCACUCAUAUUCUACAUCUCAAUGCUUAAUUUAUCUCCUUGUGUGAUUUUUUUAUAUCAAAUUUAAGAGAAGUACAUCUUAGUCUCCCCCACAACUUCAGCUGCAGACUUCUUCCCCCUUUGCUGACGCUUUUGACGAGAAUAAGCCUUUGUUCUAAAACAAUCCUUAAGAGGUUCGGUGGUGACGUGGGUGAUGCUGUGUGCGUGUCUUCUUCUGUCCUUGGUUGAAACAGAAAAGUGGAACUGGAAUAAAAGUGUUUAAGACUUGCAAGAUGAAAGUGAACCUGUGGUGAGUGACUUUGUCUCAUGUGAAAAACUUUCCUCAACGUGUGUUAAAAACCUGUUAACCUCCUGAGAGCCGAGCUUUCCUUUGGUUUGUAUUGAUAUGUUGGAUUUGUAGGACCUGAUAAGUACAAAAACUAAGCAUUGUCUUUGAACAGGAAGUAGUUUUUUUGGGGGGAAGGGUUAAUUUUACUACACAAUUAAUUCACCAGUGUAUAAAACUUUUUAUUUCCUUACAUUUGGAAGCACAAAUAAGCAAAUUUUAACCCUAAAAUCAGAUCAGCUUUUGUACCUUGUUUGUCUUUUGAUUGACUUUAUCAAGAUGCUGCCAUCUGAUUCUUACACUGAUUGAUGUUUUGUGCUUUUUCUAGAGUGUGUACUACUGAGGACAACGUUUUAUAGUUAAGCAGAAUUAAGUAUAAGGUCCAGAAAACCUAAAAUGAAAUUACAUUACAUGUCAUUUAGCAGACGCUUUUGUCCAAAGCGAGUUACAAUAAGUGCAUUCAACCUGAUGGAACUAGACUUAGACCAUAGGAAUCAAGUAAGUACAUAACUUUAAGAGCUAACUGUCAUCGCUACAGGAGUGCUAUAUGUUAAAGAAGAAAAGAAGAAGAGAAAAUAUAUAUUUUUUAAAUAUAUCUGUUAGGUGACCAUGACUUAAGCGAGGUAUUGUUGGAAGAGAUAGUCCACAUGUGAGGACCCAGGAGGCUGCAUUUAAUCCAUUUUCUAAGUGGUUUGGAGUGAAACCAUACAAAUGUAUAUAUUGACACUGAUUCUUUCCAUUUCAAAGCGACUGCAGGUGUUGUUUUCACUCUUUCCUCAUGUGGGGAAACUGUCCCCACGGAUCUUAUGGUCAGCUGAACGUUGUGCUGUUUGUUUGGUUAAAUCCUCUGCUAUUAGCAGCGGGUGGUUGAUUAAAAACCUCCCUGUUUGGUAUUUGUAAGGUCACUCUGGGAUGUCGCUGUUCGGCUGCACUGAGUAAACUGUAGGGACAGUUCAGGGUGAGUGGCCAUGACCGACACACACUCCACACUUUCACUUUCUCACACACUUUUCUCUCCUCUCUGUGCGGACACGCUGCUUGUGUGUGUGUGUGUGUGUGUGAGGAUGUCUGUCAUUCAUUGAGUAACACACACAAACAGUAACGGGGGUCAUUGCCACAUCAGGCAAGCAAACACAGGGAGUUCAACAAGUUAAACAUUAAUACUUUUAUUUGUCAAAACAGCUGCUACAAAUCUUUUCAACACCAUAUUUAUAUAGAUGUUGCUUUAAAGUAGCCAAACUUCAUUUAUUAUGUCUUGUAUUUUUAAUUUAGCAGCUGCUCUUUUACUCUUUCUGUCUUUUUUUCUGUAAAAUGUCAUUAUUUUUUGUCAUUUUUGUACCAAUGUUGCCCCCUCCUCUCUGCAGAGAAUGUUUUCCACAUGCAUACAGAGCGCGAACACCCCGCCCCCCUCCUGUUUUGGCCUCACAGUCAGGAAAUACAUAUUUUUCCAUAAGCUCAGGAGCAUUUAGUGCAUGUUACCGUCUCUAAACGCGCGCGUUUUCUCCUCAUCCAGCUGCGCGCUCUGCUGCAGACGCGCGUCUCCACGCUCGCAUAUAAAGAGGAAAUAAUCAUUUCAAAGUUACCAAACUGCAACAUGGCAUCACCCUGGGCGCCGCGGCUCAAAUAGGUCACAGCUUUUACAGCUCGUUGUUAGGAAAAAAAAGUUUCUGUGUGUUGCAUUGUGGUGCAAGUUAAGCUGCCAUGUCUGCGCCAAAUAAUUGGCGAGAGAUCGUUAGAAAAACUGGGCCUUUGCAUGCAAUGUGAACCUGUGCAGCACGGAACACACACUCCUCGGGGGAAAUAUUUAUUUCCAUUUGUGGCUUUUAAUGUUUCUGCAAAUUAAAGCGCACGGCACAGCUGAAGAGUACCUUAAAUAAUUGUAUAAGGUCGCGUAAAUGCCGAUUAUUCCCGUGCGUAAUUAAGUUAAGAGGAAGAGCUGCUGGAUAAGUGGCACCGCCGCGCGCAGCUCUGUUGCUGCUCGUGCGCUGAUAUUUCAUAUUGUAUAAUAAUGGAGAAAUGCAGGAUCCGGUUGGAAUGACCUCGUUUGGGACACAAUGCUUCAAGAAUGCUGUUUUUUAUAUCAAUAACUUCUAAAUUAUUUAAAGCAGGGAAUAGGUAUUUUUCAUGCCUCUGCACAAAUCUACAUAUUUACUUUAAUCCAACGAGUCUGCAAUAUAAUUCCGCUUUUUUUUAACCAUGCAAAAUAUUUUUGACAUUACAGAGUUCCACUUUUAUCACACACUUCCUUAUUUUUCUUUAGUUCCUUCACACAGUUUAAUAAAUUAAUCAUAAUUUAUGACCUGUUUUAAAUAAAGACGCGGUGAAUCUGACACUCUACCUUUAUGUAUAAUAAUUUUAUUAACUUCCCUGCACACUAUUUGCUGUUUAUGUGAUUUUAGUCCUUGGUUGAUUUACACAUAAAGCGUCCUAAUUCUGUCUUUUUUUCUCCCUGCGCACUCUUAAUAGAAAGACUCAUCAGUGAGCCUUGAACGUGCGUGUUAACUCAGCACAACAAUGCAACAAACACAGAACUGCAACCUUUACAAUUAUAAUUAAACUGUAAUUAAAAGCUGGCAGUAUUUCAUAAAAAGUGAUCAUUUUAGAAAGUAAAUAAAUAAUUUGGUGCUCAAAAAGGCCUCAUCGUGCUGUUUUUUAAAAUUACGCUUCAUUGUGGUAAUUUUAUUGACAUAUUUGUGUUUUAUUUGCUCUUUAUAGGCCGAAUGAUGGAAGGGUGAUGGAGAGAUUCCUCCGCUCUGCUGAAGUGUCCUUAAGCAAAGCAGCGAUCAGCUCCGGGGGGGUUUCCUGAUCUCUGAUCUCUGAUCUCUGCUGUUUGGAGAAGAAGAAGAAGAAGAAGAAGAAGGAGAAGAGGGGGAGUUUCCCCCCAAUCACAAGUAUCUGCUUAUUUUUCUGCGCUUCCUUUUGAUUGACAAGGGGAGAGCUGAAUGCGCGCGGCCAAAUUAGAGCUACGGAAAGGCACAAAAGGUAAUUAUUAUCAUAGUUUCUGACUCGUGGGAAUCAAAGGAAACAUGUUUAUUUAAAAGACUUCAUUUAGUUCAGUGCUUGCAUAUGAAUAACCAGUGGUUUGUUAUAAUAUCUCAAGUUUAUUUAAAGAAAAAAGAUGUUAAUUUACUCAUGUAUUUGUAUGAUAAACUGGAUAUAGCUGCGAUAAAUAAAAUAAUGCUUUAACACACAUAAAAAGUAGAAAUGAAUUGUAUUCGUGCAGCUUAUCCGCGGAUGAGAAAGCUCCUGACUUUACCCUCUGCUCCUCUCUCCUCCCUCUCCCUCUCCGCUCUGGCUGCGCGCUGUUUUCGGGGGGCUCCUCAUAAAUAAAAUCCACCGUCCCCCCGGUUCCUCUUCCUUAUUGGUCAGGUGGAGUCGUUACCUCACUCCGGGGCCGGUGACGCGGCGUCUUCACGUAUCCUUGCACGCGCGUCUCUUCUUGUUUCUUAUUGCGAGUCUUGCCGGUCGGUCAGAGGGAGAAAAACGGGAUUCGCGGCGAGCCGGAGCGAGUGCCGGACGGAGCGGGUGCGCUCGAUACUAAACACUUCCCAUCCCGGGAGGAGAGCGGCGCACAAGAGCACACUCUCUCUCUCUCUCCUUUCUCUCUCUUCCACACACUUUCUCUAUGACUCUCUCUCUCUCUCGAUCCCCUCCCGCACACACACACUCACUCACGCCCGCGCGCGCGCACGCCCUGCAUACGUCUCCACUUUGCCGUAGUAGAUUACGGCAUUGAUCUCAACGACGAGUGCGGAUCUGUCUCUUGUGUUCGCCCUUUCUUCGACGGAGCGACUUGGAGGAACGCUCGAGAGAGAGAAGUAAGUAACUCUUCUCCCCCUGUGUGUCUGUGAGGACCCCUGGUCAUGUCCACUUAGCUCCCCUGCGUGAUGCCUGAUCAUGACAGCACCACCCUCCUAACCAGACAGACCAAGCGCCGACGUGUCGACAUCGGGGUGAAGAGGACUGUGGCUAGCACGCUAUUCGGCCGCGCCAGGGAGACCUUGCUCGAAAGCAUGAACCAAUCGCACGGCCCCGAUCAGGACGGAGACUGCUCGUUGGUCGGCCACGGCCACGGCGGCGCCAACGGAGACGGGGAGAAGUCGAACGUUUUGAGGAAGUUGCUGAAGAGGGCCAACUCGUAUGAAGACGCCAUCAUGCCUUUCCCUGGUGCUACCAUCAUCUCUCAGCUACUGAAGAAUAACAUGGGGAAGAAUGGAGGGAGCGACUCAGGCUUCCAGGGAAGUGGAGCUCUGUCCAGUGGAGGCUCAGAGAUCCACGCCGAAGACGCCUGCAGCAACUCCUCCCGCGACCGGGACAGCCCGUCUGACUGCCUCUCUCCCGGGCCUCCUCUCCCUCCUCCACCUUCCUCGUCCUCCUUCGGGAGACCACCGCCUCCUUCGAGCCUCAACUCCCACGCUCCCUCCCAGCCCCUCUCCCUCUCCAAUUUCGACUUGGACCGGCUGUCGGACGAGCACCUUCGCGCCAAGCGUGCCCGCGUGGAGAACAUCAUCCGCGGCAUGAGCCACUCGCCGCUGGUCCGGCCCAACGGCGACCCCAACCAAGAGAGCAACCGGGAGAACGAGAACUGCAGCAACAGCAGCAACGACCACCGGAGAGACGGGAACGGCCACAACGCCAGCAACCACAACCACAGCCGGAGCGACGGCACCUCUUCCCUCCUGAGCUCUCCGGGUUCGCGGGGCGGUGUGGUCAGCGUCGGCGAGGUUUACAGGGAGAAUAAGAGGAAGCAGCGUCUGCCGCAGCAGCAGCACAGCUUCACCCAGCUGGUGUGUUCCAGGCAGGAGCAGAGACAGGAAGAGAGACGGCAGCUCAAGCUGCAACUGGAGGACAUGCAGAAACAGUUACGUCAACUCCAGGAGAAGUUCUACCAGAUCUACGACUCAGAGACAGAGGAAGAGGAAGAGAACGGCGAGAGCAGAGAGGCCAACCGAGGAGGAGAAAGAGAGGAGGACGGUAACUUGUCAGAGGACAGUAUCCGCUCCGACGGCCUGGAGGAGAGGUACAGGGACCGAGGGCGCCACGGCAACGACGACCUGUCCGAGCUGGACCCCGGCCUGUUCCUGGACCGGGCCCGAGCCCUUCUCCGAGAACAGGCCCUGAUCGACGGAGAGAUGGAGGAGGACGUGGACGGCAGGGAGGAGGAGGAGAGGAACGUGGAAAGGGUGAUGAAGAGGAGAGGAGGAGCAGCAGGUGGAGGGGGAGGAGGAGGAGGAGGGAGGCAGUUGGCAGAGACGCUGAAGCAGGAGCUGAACUGCGCCGUGUCGCAGGUGGUCGACACCGUGGUCAAGGGCUUCUCCUCGCCCAAGCAGGCCGUCAGUCACCAUCACGGCUGCCACAGCAGCACGCCGGCUGCACCUUCUUCUUCCUCCAACUCGUCCUCUUCCUGUCCUCCACCUUUCGUCCCCCUCCCCUCCCUCACCCCGGACUCGCGCUUUGGCGGUGGCGCCCUGGCGCUCAGUAUGAACGGCGACGGCAGCCCGACCCCCAACUACCACUCCUCCAACCAGCGGCUGCAUUGCUUCGGGGACGUCAUCGUCCCGAGCCCGCUGGAUUCCUUCGGCGGUUUGAGCGGCAGACUGAGCGGCGUGCCGACGCCCAACGACCAAACCGAGGCGCUGCCGCUGGUGGUGCGCAAGAGCGGCGGAGGCGAUGGAGGAGAGAACACAAACCCGUCUCUUCCUCCUCCUCCUCACCAUCCCUCCCUCCACCCCUCCCCCCUCACGGCCUCGCUCGGGUUUAGCCCUCCAUCCUUUCGCCACCCUUUCCCGCUUCCCCUCAUGGGCUACCCCUUUCAGAGCCACCUCUCACACGGGGGCGGAGCCGGCUACCCUCCGGGGCCCAAGGACCAUCACCGGUCCUCCCCCGACUCUAUGGACAUGACCCGGGAAACUGUCAGCCUCAGAACCAAAAUGGCGUCCCUCGGAGGGGGCCAUCUCAGUCAUCACCACCACCACCACCACCACCGGCAGAGCUCACCAGGCCAACACGGACCAGAGGGUCUGUCCCUGUCCCUCAUAAAGUCUGAGUGUGGGGACCUUCAAGACAUGGCCGACAUAUCGCCUUACUCAGGCAGCACCAUCCAGGAGGGCUUAUCCCCCAACCACCUGAAGAAGGCCAAGCUGAUGUUCUUCUACACCCGCUACCCUUCCUCCAACAUGCUCAAAAUAUUCUUCUCAGACGUCAAGUUCAACCGCUGCAUCACCUCCCAGCUGAUCAAGUGGGUUGGCAACUUCCGGGAGUUCUACUACAUCCAGAUGGAGAAGUUCGCCCGGCAGAACAUCAACGAGGGCAUAACGAGUGCCGACGAGCUGACGGUGGCCCGCGACUCCGAGCUCUUCAGGGCGCUCAACAUGCACUACAACAAGGCCAAUGACUUUGAGGUUCCUGAGCGAUUUCUGGAGGUGUCCCAGGUGACUCUCCGCGAGUUCUUCAACGCCAUCGUGGCCGGAAAGGACGCAGACCCGUCCUGGAAGAAGGCCAUCUACAAGGUGAUCUGCAAACUGGACAGCGAGGUCCCCGACGUCUUCAAAUCCCCAAACUGUCUACAAGAACUCCUCCACGACUGACUAGAGCGCGGGACGAAACACAGCAAGCGAGAAAAACCUCCGAGGACUGUGAGAGGACAGUGAGGAAACGUGACUUUUGGAGAGGUUUGUUGACGGUCAGUCCGACUUUUAAAGGACAAAACUGCCCUCGAAAUGUUUUAUAAAGAAAAAAAUACUCCUCUUGAAUGAGGCAGAGGGCUGAACGAGGAGUCAGACGAUACGCAACGUAACAAAUUGUGAGACUUUUUUAAAUUAAAAGCAAAACAGUGAAAAUCCUUGCACUUACAGAAAAGCUCCUCCUCGCCGAAAACCCCCCGUCUCCUCCUUCUCCUCCUCCUCCACCUCCACCUCGUCCAAGCUCGCUCUUCAUCCAUCUCUGGAGGAACAAAGGGAUGAAGAAGAUGAUGGAUCAAUCUCCGGGAGUGACCGAAAAUAAAGACGAUAAUAUAUAAAAAAAAUCUUUUUAUUGUGGAUGUUUUUAAGUUACAUGGACAUUUUUGAAAAAAAAGUGAUGUUUCUGUAUUUUUUCUCCUUUCUAUAAGCUUACAGCCUCUCUUCUAUGAACCCUCACAUAGAUAUACACACAUACAUACACACAAACACACACACACACACACACACACACACAACCACAAACACACGUGUUGAAUAGGAAAGCACAGUAGCAUUCCCAAAUCCUCACCCAGACAAACUGGACAUAAAUAAACUUAGUUGUUGUUUCUCUCCCUUCUUUUUCCCCUCCUCUUUUUACUUCUCCCCUCUUCUUACUGUUCUGAGACUUACUGGGUGUUUGUUUUGACUGUGUGGCUCUCCCUGCCCCACCCUUCUCUGGCCGCCCCUCUUGGCUCAUGUUGCAUUCAGGCACCCAGAGCAUCGAAGACGAAUAAACACUGAUUUUUAUUUUAUUUUACAUAUAUUUCACAUGUAGAUGUACUGACAUUCUCUGGCAUUCUCAUUCUGACUCAUCAAAUGUGUUUUGGACCAGUCAGGGAUGGUUUACAUUAGUUAUAUGCAAUGCUUUUCAAAAUAAAUGUCCGUGUUUGCAGGAAACCAUUCAACAAUUUAGGCUACAAAAUCACUGAUGUAGGAGUAGAGAAAAAAAAUUCCAGGUAAACUGUUAGAAAACACAUUUUUAACAGUAAAGCAACCAGAAGCAACGUAGUUAUGUAAAAAAUUCAGUGAUGUUUGAAUCACAUUGUUUACUUUUGUUUCCAUAAGGGACACAAACCCUGGGUUAAAGUCCGAAGUCUGUUCGACCCAUCCACCCCUAGUGCGAGUUCCAUGUUUUAUACUCCACAUCUCCGUCAUUCAUAAUAGCUACGGCCACUAGAGGGUAGUGGGGGACAGGUUAAAAUGAGAAUAUGGGUCGUUUUUUGCUAGUCGUUUUUGAGGGGAGACCAGUCUCAACUAGCAACAUUGACUCGCACGUGGCACCAAAAAGUCCCGGUGCAUUAGUAUGUGAUAUAUUGGGAGUGAAACUGGGCUGACAUAUAUUUGCGAUAAACCAAUAUAUACGAUGAUAUGUAGGUAAAAAAAAAUAUAUAUAUACACAAAGCUGGGGAAUAGGGUCAUAUUUACAGAAAAAAACUCAAGAUUAAGCUGUAAAUUUAUGAGAAAAAUCUUGCAUCUGUCCAUUGUGUCGUAGUUCCUGAGGCCCAGUUUACAUCUGAAUUCAUGUCUCUUCAAAGUCCAGAUGCUGUUGAUAAUAUGUAAUUCUUGGCUGAAAUCAGUUAUUUCUUAUUGACGAAUCUAAUUGCAAAGUAUCAUAUGAUUAGUUAAUAUAAAAUACAUGCAAGCGAAGGCACCUGUGUUGUGAUGAGGUUGAACUAGCCUUGCAAAGUGGACAAAAAAAUGAGUUUUUUCUUUAAAUUACAACUUUAAUCAAUUUUUUUUUUUUUUUUUUACCUACAAUGAUCCUAACAAGCUGUCGUAAAUAUCUGGUCCAGAUCCUACUGGUUUAUUAACAAUUCUUUCAAUACACAGCACAAAUGCUGGAUAAUGUAUGGACACGGAGAUAAUGUUAAAUUUAUUUAAAAUUUAUAUAUUUUUUAACAUCAUUUGUGAAAGCUUCAAUUAUUUUUCUCAGAAUAUUCCAACUCCUAAUCUGAAAAUCACAUUUACAUCAAUUAGUGAUUUCAGUCUUAGUGCCAAGUGGCUUUACUGUGUCGUUUUAAUAGUGUUAAACAGGAACCAAACCAUUCAUUCCAGUUUCAUGACCACUCUCUAAGCAGCACGUCAUUCCCACAUGAUGCAAAACACAAGAAUCAUUCUUCAUGGUGCUCUGGGACCGGCCAUCUUUGGCGACACACACUUUGUAGUGUUUCUUUUAAGUACUGACUGGACUCAAACACAUUUGAACACUUUUUAAAGCCACUAACUGCGGUACAAUCAGCCGUUCUGAAAACUGAGCUCACGCGUCGUGAGAUGUCAAAAUGUCCUUCAUGCUGAGAACCUUAAAACUGAAAAUUGGGGGGGAAAAAAACUAUUUCUCUCUCUGCUCUGGGUGGCCGAGAGGGGCGGCUGCACCAGCCGGGUCAUGUGUGAAGUGUUUAAGGUUUUAACAGCAGAAAAAAAGACAUAAGACAAAAUGCUGAUAUUUGUAGCUUGUAUAGAUGUAAUAAUUACUCUGAUCACUCUGAUAUUGUUAUUAUUUAUAAUUGAAAUAAUUAUUCCUAUUAAUGUUAUUCUGAUGAUGAUGAUUAUUAAUGCUUGCUACAGAUUUGACCAGUGGUUUACUCAUCGUUUAUCCAUCACACUGCAACAUGAAAUAAA